This is a messenger RNA of Drosophila ficusphila, 915 nucleotides long. RefSeq lists its product as uncharacterized. Bases 1 to 915 code for a protein of 304 amino acids. The transcript is spliced from 2 exons. The record is from RefSeq and is a predicted model, not a curated record. Lineage: Eukaryota; Metazoa; Arthropoda; Insecta; Diptera; Drosophilidae.
AUGGCCAACAAACUGAGUUUUAUUGUUUUUAUGGCUGUAAUAGCUGUAGCAGUUGCCUUGACCACAACUAUUGCACCGACCAGAGAACCCAUGAGCAAAACCACUGAGAAACCCAUGAAAACCGAAGAACGUCGUGACAAACGUCAGUUGGCCGUCAACGGAGGACAGAGCAGCAUGGCUGGGUCCAGUGGCAACUUUCCCAUCUUCUUCGACGGAGUGAACGUGAACCCCCCGCUGCAGCCCCUGCCACCUCUGCAGCCCCUCCAACCCCUUCAGCCCAUCACAGUGGUGACGCCCGUGGCCUCCAACUCGAAUGCCCAAAGUCAGCAGCCGCAGUCGGGUUGGCUGCCCAAUUUCGGCCAGAAUCUGCCGAUAAUCGGAACCUGGGUGGGUGGCCUGCCCAAUCUGAUCAGUGGUUUGGGACUGGGUUCGCUAAACGGCGGUUUCGGCACUCUGGGCGGCUUGAAUCUGGGAAAUCUGGGCCUGGGCACAGUGACUCCUGUGGUCCAGAACCCAGCUCCAAUCGUUCCAAUCGGAUCCUCGCCGAAUCCCCAGACAACUUGUCCACUCACCCAGAAGCUCAGUUGUCGCUGUGAACCACUCAUUCAGUUGCCAGGGAUAAAACCCAGUGUGAGUCCUUUGAGAUCGCAACUGGUGCAAAUCCUGCGGCAGAAUGCUCGCAAGAACGACGAUGGAUCGCAGGAGAUGCGAGUGAUCCUGAGCAGUGGUCAUGUUAUUUACCAACGCACCUCCAGGGAUCUCGGCCAGAAUGGCUACUUGGCCAUGAGGAUCCAGUCGGGCAGGUACUUCAACAUCUACUUCAGUGUCAACGAUAAGGAGUAUACAGUAAGGGCGGAUGUGAAAGAUAAGCCUCCCACUUCCGAUUUCGACGACGAACUGAGCGGUCAGAUUUAG